UUUCUGAGGGCGGCCCCCAAAACGGCUGAAUGAGUAGGCAGAGACCAGGGAAGAGCUGCCUGGGUGUGUGAAAGAGAAAGUCGACGGAGGUUUAGAAGCUGCUUAGAUGCAGAGGUUUGGAACGUAACAAGUUCUGUUUCUGUGAAAUUUCACCACAGUGUUUGGAGACCAAAGUAACUUUUCAACAUGAAGAACCUUUUUGGGUCUGUUGUACUUUUUCACCUGAUGGGGGUUUGUUCGUCCCAGUUUCCUCGCCCCUGUGCCAACUCCGAGGGGCUGCGAACUAAAGAAUGCUGUCCAGUUUGGGAAGGAGACGGCUCGGCUUGCGGAGCUCUGUCAGGCCGUGGGUUCUGCACCGAAGUGCUGGUCUCAGAUGAGCCCAACGGGCCACAGUACCCACAUACUGGGAUUGAUGACAGAGAGCGCUGGCCUUUGGCUUUCUUCAACCGUACGUGUCGCUGUGCAGGAAACUACGGAGGGUUUAACUGUGGAGAAUGCAGGUUUGGGUACUGGGGUGGAAACUGUGCUCAGUACAGGGAAUCAGUGCGCAGGAACAUCAUGACCAUGUCAACUGCAGAGCAGCAGAAAUUCAUUUCUUACCUCAACCUGGCUAAAAACACCAUCAACCCUGACUAUGUCAUUUCCACAGCAACAAGAGCAGAGAUGGGAGAAAAUGGUGAGAACCCCAUGUUCUCUGACAUCAACACCUACGAUCUGUUUGUCUGGAUACACUACUAUGUCUCCAGAGACACCUUCCUGGGGGGGCCAGGGAACGUCUGGAGAGACAUUGACUUUGCCCAUGAAUCUGCAGCGUUUCUGCCCUGGCACAGAGUCUUCCUGCUUCACUGGGAGAAUGAGAUAAGGAAAAUUACAGGGGAUUUUAACUUUACCAUCCCAUACUGGGACUGGAGAAAUGCCCAGACUUGUGAAGUGUGCACUGACGCUCUCAUGGGCGGACGCAACUCCCUCAAUCCCAACCUCAUCAGCCCUGCUUCUGUCUUCUCCUCAUGGAAGGUAAUCUGCUCGAAGCCAGAGGAGUACAACAACCGAGAAGUCCUGUGCAAUGCUAAUGGAGAGGGUCCACUGUUGCGUAAUCCUGGCAACCAUGAUAGAAACCGCGUGCCGAGACUUCCUACAACAGCUGAUGUGGACUUUGCUGUAGGCCUACCUGAGUACGAGACGGGAAACAUGGACCGUUUUGCCAACAUGAGCUUUAGAAACGUCCUGGAGGGAUUUGCCAGCCCAGAGACUGGCCAAGCAGUACCAGGCCAGAGCACCAUGCACAACUCCCUGCAUGUCUUUAUGAACGGCUCCAUGUCCAAUGUCCAGGGUUCAGCCAAUGACCCCAUAUUCCUGUUGCACCAUGCUUUCAUUGACAGCAUCUUUGAGCGCUGGCUCAGGACCCACCAGCCUCUCAGGAGCAGCUACCCACGAGCAAAUGCCCCUAUUGGACACAACGACGAAUACUAUAUGAUACCUUUGCUUCCACUCUACAGAAAUGGAGACUACUUCCUGUCCAACAAGGUGCUAGGAUAUGAGUAUGCUUAUCUGUUAGAUCCAGGCCAGAGGUUUGUGCAGGAGUUUGUGACCCCCUACCUGCAGCAGGCCAGAGAAAUCUGGCAGUGGCUGCUUGGGGCCGGGAUCCUGGGGGCUUUGAUUGCUUCGAUUUUUGCCAUUCUACUAGUCUUCGCAAGAAGGAGGUGGAAGAGAAGCCAGAGAAGGAAGAGGGCAUCGAGUUAUGGAGAGAGGCAGCCACUACUGCAAAGCAGCUCAGAGGAAGGAUCAUCGUCGUACCAAACCACUCUUUAACAAAAACAGACAGUGCAGAAACAGCUGCAGAUGAAUGUUCAAACUAUGUUGAGGAUACUUUCAUUCCAAAAGGCCAAUGGGAUUCAAAACAAAGCAAAUAAUUACAAUGAAUCAGGCAAUAAAUGCAGUUACAGAUCAACCAGUGAAGCCUCAUCAAGGAGAACAAAACAUGAUUUUCACAUCACCUGAAGUAUGUGAGCACUGUUUGAUUUCCAGUAACUUGAGCAGAACUGUUAUUUAGCUCUCCUUUUACUACACUUUUAGAGUAAAUCUAAAUGCAUGGAACAUGUAGGGUGUUAAACUUUAAGUUCACCGAAUUAGGCAGAGUUUAAAAACUGUAAAAUUCCACUGCUGUUAAACUCGUGAACUUGAAGAGUCUCAGAGUCUCCAAGUUACUCCUGGUCAAAAUUGUUGCCUUCCAGAGACAGCGAGUCAUGUGAUUAUGCAGCUCUGCACUCAUCUCAUGAAUAAAUAUUAACCCAUGUUUUGUGAGUUCACAAUGGUGCUUUAAUAAUUCUGCAAAAAGCAAAUAAAGUGUUAAAUUAAUACCCAAACAUAUGGGUCUGAAUGAGUGGUAGUAACAUUAGACUUGAUCGUUCUAAUUUUAUGUGGUGAAAAUGCAUCAAAGUUGAUUUAAAAAGUGUUUCUAGAGAUGAUUAUUUGAAAUAGUAAAAAGGGUCUGAUUUUCACUUUUUUUAAAGUAGGAAUCUGACUGUAAUGUCAUUAA
Xiphophorus maculatus (southern platyfish) is the source of this 2536-nucleotide messenger RNA. It is a transcript of the gene tyr, whose product is annotated as tyrosinase. NCBI's taxonomy places the organism in Eukaryota, Metazoa, Chordata, Actinopteri, Cyprinodontiformes, Poeciliidae. The coding region runs from base 187 to 1809 and encodes 540 amino acids. Gene Ontology annotation, biological process: pigmentation; melanin biosynthetic process. Gene Ontology annotation, molecular function: tyrosinase activity. The record is from RefSeq and is a predicted model, not a curated record. The transcript is spliced from 6 exons.